AGUCCAUCGGGUCGGGCUGCCUCUGCAUUCGCCGGAUUUUCUCGAAUCUACUAAUUCCAGCUUCGUUUGGAUCCAACUUUCCUUUACCCUUUGCUUUCUUUCCUUCUUCAAGACAUGUGACAAUCAAUUUAGUACAGAGUUCUUGCGCUUCUUCGCCUUCCAAACUCCARGGGAUUUGCUCUUCUGGGAUAUGAGGCAACAACAUUCUAAAUCUUUGGAAAAAUGCGGAAUGUACAAGUCUUACAGGGUAUCCGGCUCGGGCUACACGGACAGCCUCGAGCACACCACCAUAUCUUAGCUGUUCCGUAAGACGCUUUCGAGUCAGCAAAUUAGGUUUUGCGGCAUCAUUCGGCUUAAGGCAUCUAAUGUAGUGAGGAUCGGUUUUUUCAACAUUAUCGAUCAAACCUAAAAGUUGCUGUUUGAAUUGCAUUCCAACAGUCUUUUGUUUGGCUGGCCCUCUCCUUUUUGACGCAUCUUCUGGCUUCUUUUCUUCGGUUGCUUUCUUCUGGAUUUCAUAGCAAUUCUUAAUGAGGUCGGAAGGAGCUGUCUCGAAGAGAUUUUGCGCCGCAAGAGGAAUUUCGUCUUUAUUCUUCUCCAUGAAACUCGUCUCCGCAGAGUAUUCUACCAGACCGGCGAAGUGCCUCACACAAAACAUCGAUUUUCCUUGUUGCAUUUUCGACGAAUGGAUACGGGUAUUUUCUGAAACUGUUUGCCCCUUUUCUGGGAGCCACUGAUCAAGCAAUCGUUUGCAGAAGUUUCUAUCAGAACCUCUUGGAAGACGACACUCAUCGUCGAGUAUUGCCAAAAUACCUGUCUUCUUUUGUUGAAUUGUGUCUAAACAGUCCUGGUUAUCCGGGAAAGAAAUGAAAGCCCACUGGAUACCCUCCGCUUCGUACUCUUCUUGUUCCAAUUUGAAAAUAAACUUGUUGAAUUGUUGCUGGAGUGCUUCGUUAGUGUAGUUGAUACACAACUGUUCAAAAGAGUUGAUUUUGAAGCAUUCAAAUCCAAAGAUAUCAAGAACACCGAUGGAGGAUCGAAUAUCUGAGUCAUUCUCCCAAAGGAUGCUUUUGUUGACUUGUUGCACCACCCAGAGAAAGAGGGACCCGUAAAUUGUUUUUCCAAGUGCAUCGCGCGCAUCGAUCGCCUUUUCAAGAGUCAAUUCUGUUUUGAUUUCCUCUCCUCUGGCAACGACAACUCUUUGUGUCAGGGCAAAGGCGAUUUUUUCCACAUCAACACCAAGAAGAUUUGCUGUUCUUGUGAGAGAAUCCAUGUCUUCUAUAGCGGCAACAUCCAGUCCGGAAUCGGCUGUUUUUGCUAUCAAUGCAAUUUCUCCAAGAUGCAGCAAUCCUGCAAUGAGAGCCAGAACACUGUCGAUGAGUUCUUCUGCCCAUCCAAGAGCACGCAUGGCCUUGAUCGUGUACGCAAACGUCGCUUCAUCCGUGUAUUCGCGAAGCUCUGGAGCACCACCCUGUUUGGUAUAAUGGAAACAGUUGGCCAGUUCGAAUCCACCUGUAUCUCCCUCCAAUAAUCCGUACUUUUCCUUCUGCUCCUGGUCAGCACCGCGGAGUAGCUGAUAAAACAUGUGGUAAUUACGUUCACCAGUUGCAUGGAAGGUGACACGAACCUUUUCCAAGAGAUACGUUUCGACUUUAGCUCCCAUCAAUUGUCCGGCUCUGUUGAAUCCAAGUUCAAUAAAUUUACCGAAUCGGGAAGAGUUGUCAUUACGAAGUGUACGGGCAUUACCAAAUGCUUCGAGGACAGGAUUUGUCUGCAAAACUCGUUCCAUCACAGAGAGUUCGCCAUCCUUUUUCUCUUCUUCGUGGGAGCCCAUGGCUCCAAGAGUUGUCAAAUAGGACAUAACAAUCUUCGUUGUUUCUGUCUUUCCUGCUCCGGACUCUCCUGAAAUUAGAAUGGCUUGCGAUUUGCGACCUUCUGACAUCAUUUGACGGUAGGAUUUAUCAGCUACGGCGAAAGGGUGGGGUUCUAAUUCACCAUCACUUCCCAUCCCUUGCGAUCGGAACAAACCUUCUGUUCUGUAAUGCUCCCGAAUUUCCUGUGACGUUGGAGAAUCAAGAGAAAGAAUUCAAAACGAUUAGACCAACAUUGGCGUUGUAUGACUGGAAGUGCACACAAUGAUACGAUCAAAACAUACUUACAUCCGUGUACAAUGGUAGUCGUUGAAAAGGGUUAACAGCGAUGAUUACUGGCCCAGUCCAGGUAUAGAUUGAACCGUGUGAGAAACGCUCGCUGACGGCAUGAAGAAUAGCAGGCUCGUGUAAGUGAGGAAGUGCGAUAAGAUCGUUGUCGGCACCGGCGGCGCGUUCCUCUUCGCUGAGGGGGGCAUUUGCAAGCUCAACGCCCUUGAAUUUUACAGCUCCCGAGUCUUCAUCUUUGGCAUCUAGCUCACGGGUGAAGACAUUCUCUUUUUUGUCAACUUGCUGGAGUUCAAUUUCGGUGUCACCCUUCUUAAUGACCUCGGCAAGUAUCCAGGCUUCAUCGCCCUUGGCGUCGGCCGAGCACCAAACAUAGGUUCCGGCCUCCAUUUUCCUUUUCUUUUUCUAGUCUUCCUUCCGAGAUUUUUCGAUGAUUGGCGUUCGUUGGUCGAUCAAUUCACGAUAGAAAUGAUGAGCAAUGCACGGGUCUUUGCUUCUCGGUCUUCUUUCGCGUGGCUUCUCUUUUCUGGAUGGCUGCAGAUAUCAGUUCACACGAAUGACUGCGAAUCCCAACAGCCUCAACGACUGUGUAUCGAACAAUUCCUGUGUUGUGAUCGAGUGCGAACCUGAAUACUAUAAAGUGUCUUUAUUACA
Pseudo-nitzschia multistriata is the source of this 2807-nucleotide messenger RNA. The record is from the annotation of a GenBank genome assembly. NCBI's taxonomy places the organism in Eukaryota, Bacillariophyta, Bacillariophyceae, Bacillariales, Bacillariaceae.